UUACGCGCAGUCGUAUAAUUUGCACUCAAGUUUCUACGUCCGCCGUCAGAGGAUGCCCACCGCGUCUUUCUUUUCUCUACAAUACAGAUUUUCAUCCGCGAGUGCCUCUCGACGAAAAAUUUCAAGAGACACAUGACAUAUCUGAACCACUUUUUAAGAUCACAUGUUCAUUCGCAUUUUACAGACACAAUAUUAUAAAUAUAACAUCGAUGACACACGUAUGCUUAUAAUAAUCUAUAUACAUAUGUAUACGUAUAUGUAGUGUCGCGGCAAGCAGCGAGGGAGACUCGUGCAAGGUCUACAAUGUCAAGGAGUAAUGGAUCGAGUAAGGAGUAAGAAUAACAAUUGAUCAAUUAAAAACCGGGAGUAAACGAAAUGGGCAAAUCUCAUUUCAUAUUUCUUACUUAAUUCUUACUCCUACUCCAUUACUAGCUCCACUGUGUAAGAAGGUUCCCGCAUUACCAACGCAUUUUUCGUGUGUAGGUUCGCGGUCCUACUAAUAGCUCGCGCGACAGGAGGGUUGCGCGCGCGCGCACUGACUGACUGACCAGUUGACCACUCUGACGGCCGAAAGCCGAGAGCAGCAGUGUCGUCGCGAAAGGCGAUACGCGUAUUUCAACGCGUGUCGCGCGAGUUUAUCUGGCGUGAAGAGUAUCGGGGAGAUCUGCGAUAAUCGCGGCAACGUGUGGCCGAAGUGAUUCUCGACGAAGGCGAUACGACGACGAAGGCGGGCGUGCUUUCUUUCGUGUCCAACUUUGAACGGACGAGAUUGGCACUCUGUGCGCACGCUAGGACGUACGUCGCCGCGAGAAACGCCAUUUUGUGAUCGUGUUGUCGGGACGUAAACAUCAGACUUUCCAGUUGCCUUUGAUGUGACGGGAGAGCAUCUUGUUGACGAAUCACCGUCCAAACAGCCUUUCCGUCGUCCGGCGCGACAUCGUUCCCGCAUUCCAGCCGAUCGUCGCAGCACGACAUCGUCCCACGACUGGCUAACGUAGUGACGUUUCGCGCCAAAUCCUGCCGAGACCGCUGGCAGCCUGGCACUGGCACGCACACGAUACACGGACACACCUGGCGUUCUCCGCCUGGCGGCCGCCACGCCGCGCCGCAUCGCACCGCACCGCGGUACGAGAAACAGCUGUCGUUGCGUCGCGCAACGAUAACGGCUCCCUAUCCGUCGCACACCAACUAGACAACCGGCAACGACGAGAGAUCGUUGCACGAUCGAUCGGCAUCGGCGACCGAAACCGCGAUACGAUGUACUACGUCGCGCCGCGUCGCCCCGCGUUCCGAUUUCACGCAAACGUUACGUAUCUCUUGUUUACGUGUGAUGCGUCAUAGAGAUGGUCACAAAUCUCGAAACACUCGACAAAUACCGACGACUUGAUCAGGUUCUAUACUAGUUGGGAGUGUUGGGACUGUGAGGGACAUUUCACCUUUUCCUUUUAUGUCGUGAAUUUUCAUCGAGAUGCAAGAUCGCGUACUCUAGCGAUUAAUUCGAGUUGGAAUCGUUUAAACAGAAAUAUACUUGACAUAAAAUUGGAAAAGUAUAUUUGUUUUAUAUAAGGUCUAAAACUUUUAUGUGCGUGUGACGCCAUUGCAAGAGCUUUAAUCGCCACUUAAAAAUUGUGUGCUACGUCAAGAAUGACCGUGGCGAUUGUUUGCAAAUAAAUAUUUUAUUGACUAAGAUUUGAAGAUAUGCUUUUUGUUAUUGCAAAGAGGCUUGAUGAAAACACAAAAAUAUAAGGAAUGGUAUUCUAUUCGAUUCAGCUGGAUGUCAGAUAAGCUGAAAAAUGUCUGGUGAUGCAGGAUGGAACGCCGUUAUUCAUCAUCCUUCCGACUUAGAAUUGCAAAAUUGGAAUUGGGAAGAAAAUGAUGGGGAGCAAGAGAAAGAGCUCCCUUCGACCGUUGACAUGGAUGCCAUAAAAGGCGGCGGUAGUUGGGAUCCUGCUACUGAACCUAAUGGAACAGAUUCGGUCGAUUCCGAAGAAGACUCUGAUUCCGACGACGAAACCUCUGGUGGAAGUGAAGAUAGUUGCUCUUAUUCGGAUUCUAAUUCGGAGUCAGACGACGAAAGUAGCGGCGACGAAGAAGAGGAUAGCGGCUCUAAUUCAGACUGUUCAUCUGAACAUAGUGAACAAACAUUUUCUAUUCAAGAAACUAACUUUGAACAAGGUGCAUUGAAAUUGAAAAUCACCAUGAAAGGUCCAAAAAAGGAAGACUCUGAGAAAAUUAAGUGUGAAAAAAAUAAGAGAACUGUUACAAAAAAGCCUAAGACCAAUCAAGGAAAUAAGUCCACAGAAUGUAGUAGCGAAGAUUCGGACUCGUCUAUGGGUCGUGCAGCGUCGCAACAAGCACAGCAACAAUUGCAGCAGCAUCAGCAUCACGUGCCGCUACAAGAAGUCAAUCAGGAAAAUUUAACGACCAUCUUGCCUCCACAAGAGCAAGAGGACGCACCAUUCGACGGAUUUGAGGAUUCGGAAAGUGGUCGACUGGUGUCAAAGGCAAUCGAGCGUAUGUCACUCGGUGCAGACUCAGACACGAGCGAAAACGGCGAUCAGAAUCCCGUACCCGUAUAUAGCUCCACAUUGUUACAGCAGUUUGUCGAAAAGACCGCUAUGUUGUCGGAGCCACGCAAGAGGCGCAGCAAAUGCGGCAAAAAGUUGAACAACGACAAUGAGUAUCCCUGCGUGUCAAACGUGUCGCCCGACUCUGGGAUUCAGUCGGUGGACAACAGUCCGUUACACCUGACUAUCAGUCCUGUUAGUCCUCCAGCGCCGACCCAAUCUCCGACCCAGCCGCCAAUCGCCACUAGACCGGCGGUAAAUGUCGAUCGAGUUUUGUAUCCUCCGAAAAGAAAACCUGGUAGACCUGCGAAAACAGUAUCUACGCAACCACGCGGACCUGGCAGGCCACGUUUAAAGCCGGAAAUUGUCGAGAAGAUUCAAAAGAUUGAGAAAGAAAGAAACGAGUCGUUUAAAAAUUUAAAGAAUCCUGAUUCACGAGUAACGGAAAAGAAAGAAGCUGUAAAGGAAUCGACUGUAAAAAGCACAAAAGAAGAUACAUCUUUGAUUAAAAAACGAGGUAAUGCAAAGUCCAUUGCGUUGAGAGAGGUCAAAGAGGACGCAUCUCCUGCGAAUAAAAGGAUUAAAGGUAAAACGACAACGUAUCGAAAGAAACGUUAUGGUAAUUCUCAGGUGAAAUCUUCACAGGACAAGUCAGUGGUCAAGAAGACGAAUUCCCCGAUGCGAGUAAAGUGCCUAAACAGAUCCACCGCGAGCAAACUUGUGCCACAGUGUGAUGGCCGGACCUGUCGGAAAGUUAGACAGGAUAGAACGUGUGUGUCUAACAAGACCACAGUCCCACUGACACGACAGAAGCAAAUGUCCUGCGAACAUCAAGUAACUAAUGAUCAAAAGAUUUUAAGCACGAAUAAGAGAACCGGCUCAAAGGAGAACAGGAAUAACGCGGCCACUAUUGUAUCCAAAAAGCUAGUGAAGAAGAUUACGCCUCCAACCACUAGGCGUAUUCUCAAAGAGAAUAAAUGCAACAAGAAAACUACCACAGCGGGCUUUGAGACCAAUGGCGUGGGUGUGCAGACAUUAAUAUCGCUGCCAGUCGGCGAUAUAUUGAAGGCAGAAAAUAUGGAUCGAGCUUCCAGCAAGUGCGACAAACCGAUGCAACACAAUUAUUGUCACAAACAUCAUCAUCAUCAUCAUCAUAAUAAUAAUAAUCAUCAUCAUCAUCAUCACAAACAUCGUCGGAGACUACUUGCGCCGCCGAAGAAUCCUAUUCGCAUUGAUCCAUAUAUCAUCCAGGAACUCGAGAAAUUGAUCGAAGAAUUUGCGAGAGUGUGCAGCCUAGGCAAGAACAGCACUAGCGUUAAUCAUUCCGAGUUACCGCAAAUCUUUCGCGUGAAGAAGCUCACGAAGAAGAGAAAAGGUUGCGAUGUCGGUGCGAAUGACGAUCAGAAGUUGAAACGACGCUUGAAGAAAGAAAAAGUAUUGACGGGCACUGACUCGAAGAGCAGCGCUAAUACUAGCACAAGUUCUAACCCAAACGAGCAGCGGUUACCAUUGAAAAAACGUCACUAUCACGUAUCGAGUCCGCACAGUUCACAAAGCUCGAACGCGAGUUGCACAGAUACGAACGCAAACGAGUUCAAUUCCACCGAAAGUCAUAUAGAGGAAGCGAUCGAAGCUACUAUUACGAGAUAUGGUGGCGGCAGCUCAACAUCCUCUGUUCAUGACGAGGAAGCAAUGCCAGUAACACCGAAAAAAAGGCCAAGAGAUGCCGAGACCGUGACAUCCGAGAAACAGGGCAGCGAUGAAGAUAAAUCCACCAAUCAAGUAGAGAUUCAACCCCGCCGAAAGAAAAAGAUUGUAAAGGAUCUUCGUGUCACUGUUACGAAAUUGUCAUCCGAAAGUCACAGUUUUCUCGACAAGAAUGACAAAGAGAAAUCCAUGGAUAAAAAUGCCAAGAUCACAGAAAAAUCUAGUAAAUCGGAAAAGAUAACCAUAUCGGACAAGUCUAAGGCCGAUAAAACGCAAUUAAAUGACAAAAUAAAUUCCGCCGAACACGUUCGUAUGGAAAAGAAUAUAAAAGUCGAUUCGGAAACGCACGUGUCUGAUAUGUUCGACGAAAGUGAAGCUGUGAUCGAGAGCAAGAUAGCACAGACCGGUAAUUUGAGCGUGCCAAAUCUUAUGAAUAAUACCGCGGCCAUGAUACUCACGAAGAAGAAGAUACGAAGACGGAAAGCCAUUAAUCGCACAGGCUUUCCUACUCUGAAGAAAAAGAAGAAGAAGCAGCUUGUAUAUUCUUCCAAAGUGGCCAAGUCAACAUUAUUGAUCAGCACUAAUGGGAUAUGUAAGGAUCAAGACACGGUCGAAGAUGUGGAGGAUAAUAAGUCAUCUUUGCUGGAAAGUAAAGCUCAGAACAUUAUAGAGAACAGCGAUACUAUCGGCAAUACUAAAAGUGACGUGAAGAAUUUGGACAACUCUAGUAUGGUGCAAGAAACUGGAAGUCGAAGCGGUUCCGAUGAAGUAAUCGAAUCCUGUCCUGGGCAGCUACGAGUUCGUAAGGAUCUCGUGGAAUCCGACAACAGCGUACUGUCCGACAAGCUAUUUUCGAGUCCGAUAAAGUACGAGAAAAUACCGGACUGUCGAAUUUACGACGAGAAUGCAUCAUUGGAGGAAUCUCUCGAACGUUACAAUCAGAGCCAACGUAUCGCGGAAUUAAACGAGGAGAAUUUGAGGAAAUUGGAACGCGUGAACGCUCAAGCUGCAAAUGUGAAGAUGGAAUUAUCUGGUUGUUUUAACAAUAAUCACAAAAGAAGAAGAGGCUCGACUAGUCCUUCCAAUUUGUAUGGGAGAAGCGCAAAAAAAUUAAGGAGCGCGGGCUACGAUACAGAGAGCGAGGCACCGCCCAGCAGCGAUGUGGCCAGCGAGGAUCAAGAUAUCGGCAGAAAACUCAUGGGUCCCAUUCAUAAUCGAAAAAAACAAUCGAGAUGGAAGAAACGAUAUUUACAAGCCGGCAACAUAUUUUCCGAGUACAAAAAGGAUAUCGAGUCUAAAAAACUCUCUGGCAUUGAUGCCAAACGAAAACUUAUCGUUUGCGCUAAUUCAGACGAACAUUAUGCUGCAGAGCAAUUACCAAAUAUUAUACCAACUGGAAAACUUUUGCGACAAAGGAAAACGCCAUUUCAACUGCAAUACGAUUUAUUGUGGUUGCACGCUCAAUCAAGAUUACCUGGUCGUGAUUUGGUGCCAUCGUGGAAUUACAGAAAAAUUCGAACGAACAUUUAUUAUGACGUUAAACCAACUACUCUCUACGAGGCGCAAGCCUGUGAGUGCAAACCAGAAAGCGGCUGUGGCGACGAUUGUAUUAAUCGCAUGGUAUUCAGCGAAUGCUCGCCACAAUUAUGUCCCUGUUCUGACAAAUGCCAGAAUCAAAAGAUUCAAAAGCACGAGUGGUCACCAGGACUACAGAGAUUCAUGACUGAGGACAAGGGUUGGGGAGUAAGGACACAACAAGCUAUCAAAUCUGGGGACUUUAUCCUUGAGUAUGUAGGUGAAGUCGUAUCAGAAAGGGAAUUUAAAUCAAGGAUGGCAACCAGAUACGCCAAUGAUACGCAUCACUACUGUUUACAUCUGGAUGGUGGUCUAGUAAUCGAUGGCCAUCGCAUGGGAGGUGACGGAAGAUUUGUAAAUCAUUCGUGCGAACCCAAUUGUGAAAUGCAGAAAUGGAGCGUUCUGGGGCUACCACGUAUGGCGCUAUUUGCAUCGAGAGAUAUUAAACCGGGAGAAGAAUUAACGUACGAUUAUAAUUUCGCACUUUUUAAUCCAUCGGAAGGACAACAAUGUAGAUGCGGUAGUAAUGCCUGUAGAGGCGUCAUAGGUGGUAAGAGUCAAAGAGUAGCUCGAAGCAUUCCCUCUUUGUCAUCGCAAAUGGAGCCUAUCGAAAGGAGAUCGGUAGGCAGACCACGGAAAAACAUUCGUAAAUCGAACGCAGUGCAAUCAACCAACUCCAAAAACAUUUGCAAGUCUCGCAAGGUGGGAGAUCCAAUCUUGACGCAUAACACGCCGCAGUUGAAACCAAUGUCUUAUCAGCAGCGAUGUUUCGCGCGUGAACAUCACUGUUUCUUAUUAAGAAAUCUAGAGAAAGUACGACGACUCAAAUCGGCGUCGGUACAGCAAAUUCAAAUACAGAACGGAAAAGCAAAAUCGGGUAAUACGAACGUGGCGAAAGAAAAGAGUUCGGGCGAUUCUAAAGCACAGUCAGAUGCAUUUUUCUCUCAAUUGACUGCGCUGACAAACACCAAUGCGCGUACUGUACGAACGCGUAGACUUGCACAAGCACAGGAUGACCCGGAGGUACAUAAGACUGCAAAACUAGCCAAGGUAUUAAAAGAUUUGUAUACAAUUGUUGCAACAACAAAUGAUGAAAACGGUCAGUUGUUGUGUAUUCCGUUCAUGACUUUGCCUCCUAAAAAAAAAUUAUCCGAUUACUAUGAGAAGAUCGUAGAACCUAUCGAUAUGAUUACAAUAGAACAGUGUAUUGGUACUGGUCACUACAAGACUGCAGAACAUUUUGACCAAGAUAUGAUAAGACUUUUUGACAACAAUGUGAGAUUUUUUGGUAGAACGUCCGAGAUAGGAAUCGCUGCGGCAAGAUUACGGAAAUUGUACUUGGGUAGUAAACCUGAUUUUGUGGAUGCUAUAACGGAGGCAACAGGCUCUCCGCCGUCUCAAGCCUUUUUACCACCUCGUGGAUCCACAGCUGGAGAAGAAGAUGUAAUCAGAUGCAUUUGCGGACUACACAGAGAUGAAGGUUUGAUGAUCCAAUGUGAACGCUGUCUCGUUUGGCAACAUUGCGACUGUGUCAAAGCAGACACGAGCGUCGAAUCUUAUCUAUGUGAAAGAUGUCAACCUCGUGAGGUUGAUUUGGAAAUUCCACUAGAAGGCGAGGAAGAAGAAGAAGAAGAAGGCAAGAGGCACUAUGUGACGCUGAUGCGAGGUGAUCUACAACUUCGACAAGGCGACACGGUAUACGUUUUAAGGGACACGCCUGACAAACACACAUAUAAAACUAUCCAAAAUCCUGAUUAUGAGCAAAUGGAUAUUUUUAGAAUUGAACGUCUAUGGAAGAAUAAAGAAGGCGAGAGAUUUGUGUUUGGACAUCAUUAUCUUAGGCCUCACGAAACAUAUCAUGAGCCAACGCGAAAGUUUUAUGUAAACGAAGUUGUGUGCGCUCCAUUAUACGAGGCUGUCCCUUGCGAUCUCGUGGCCGAGCGAUGUUGGGUAUUGGAUCCUCACACUUUCUGUAAAGGACGUCCUGUCGGCUCUACUCCUGAACAUACUUAUGUAUGCGAAUAUCGUGUUGAUCGUGCAGCACGACUUUUUACGAAGGUGGCUAGAGCAAGACAUACAGUAUGCACGAAACCUUAUGCAUUCGAAAUCUUUCCACAACGUAUAAAGCAUUAUCGCACUUAUCUGCCUCAUAGUCUUGAUGGAAUCAAGAUGUCUAAAGACAAAAAAAAGAACAAUCAAGAAAUAGAGGGAAAUCAAAAGUCGGAAUCCAACGAUAAUAUAAAAACACAUAACAAAGAACAUAAAUAUAGCAAUAAGACCAGGCAGAAGUCGGGCGAGAUCUUGACGAUCGCAUCACCUGCGACAUCAUACGCUCAUCGAGAGGAACAGAGGAAAAGAUUGAACAGCAUUCUACUGAAUCUACUACAAAGAAUGCCAAAUAAAAAAGAUCCGUUAGAUUUGUCAUUUCUUCUAGAAAGGAACAGGCGAAAUCGGAAAAGACCCGGCGGACUUAAUCCGUGACAAUGGGUAGUAUCACAACGAUAAUAUCGUAUUGUAUAUAUAGGCUAAUCUAGAAUUACUAAUUUUAAUCUGUUAGAUUAAUACGAUAAUUGGUUUCAAACCAUCGUUCUGUUACAUAAGAAUCAAGAUAAUUGUAAAUCUAUCCUUUUUCCUUCCCCUCUCUUCGCCCUCUCAACGAGGAAAGUAUGAGAGAAGUUUUCCUCUUCAUACAACCCGUCCAUUGGUGUAAUUUAUAUCUAUAUAUAGUAGCCAAAAUAAUAUCUAACAUAUACAAAAUUGGUAAUCAAUAUUUUUUUACACUUUUUUUGUCUUAUAGAUAUCCUGUUAUAGACGAUUACAUCUUAAUGUGCUUUUUUUUUUAAAUUUACUCUCAACUUUUUAAUUAUUAGCAAUAAAAUAAGUACCAUUGAUUUAUGAUAAUAUUAAGAAUCAUGUCGCCAGCAAUUAAAAGGUACUUUAAAACUAAGUAAAUUAUUUUAUUUUGAUUAAGGUAUUUAAUAAAAGUCAAGAGUAAUCGAGUUAAAAGUUAAGACUUGUAUUCGCGCUUAUAACAGUAUUAAUAUGCUAUUUGCAUCAUUCUAUCUUUGUUCUACAUUUAAUGAAUAAGCAUAAAAUAAUAGCGUUUUAACAUUAUUAUAAGCAUUUCGAAUACAAGGUCUUUGUGUAAUUGAUUCUCCUGAGAAUUGGUUUAUUGCAUUAAUAUAAUUGCGAAUCGUGGACUUGUAUAGAAAAUAUUUUGUACAUUCUUUUUCAUAUAGUUGAUAUAGCUAAAUGUACAAAUUACACAUUUUGUGCGGUCAAAAGAGUAAACGUUAUAUCAGUGCGAGUGAGAAGAAUCAAUGACACUGAAAUGUGAACACAAGCGUGUGUAUUCACGUAUCUAAUGCUUUAUUGCACAGAAGUAAUAUUAUAUUUUUCAUAUUUUCUCGAUUUAUAUUUGAAACACGUGUAACAUACUUUCUUCACUUUAUGAAGGACUCUUUACUGCUGUAUUUAAUUUAUUGAAUAGUCGAACGCGAUCGAAUGGGUCGCAGUGAUUCCAAAAUUGUACAUAUGUGUACUCGGAACUUUAUAUUUAUUAUUGCAUUACACAGUAUGGUAGAUACAUAGGAUGAUAAAUAUGUUUGAUACAUAUGAAUUUAUUCUUUUCUUUUUCUCGUACUAAACUAUUUAAUAUUAUCUAUCUAUUAUAUUUACUUUUAUAGAAAUCUUUACUUUGUUUCAACGUAAGACGAAAGCAUUAAAAGCACUUAUUAUUAUUAACAUAUUCUACAUAUUGAUCAUGAAAUUUAUAUAUAUAUAUAUAUAUAUAUAUAUAUAUAUAUAUAUAUUUCGUCAGAGAAUAAAAAUAUUUCUUUUACAACUUAUAUGUGAAAUAUCAGCAAUAAGUAAAUUAUUGAAAUAUUUAUUAUAUUGUGUAAUUCAAAAAUAAAAAAAAACGAAGCUGGCCUUCUAUGUAAGGUAGUAUAUCAUGAAAGAGAGAUACACGGUGUGUGAGAAUUUUGAAAAGAAUUAAAAUACUGCUGAUCCAAUUCUGCAUUGAUUAUAAGACAUCAAAUGGAAUGUCAUAGCCGUGCAUUUUCCAUGACAUGUAGUUGCGUUAUUUUAUUAGAUAAUUUUUAUUCGUUAAGAAUGUAAAAUGCAACAUAUAUUUGUAUCAUAUUGAUAUCGAAAUUAACAUUAGCGUAGAAAAGGAACAUUGAAUAUACAGUUUAUUUUAACGUAUACAAUUACGAUCAUAUCACGCGUGGCUUUUCUUACCAUAUACAAAUGUAUGCACUGUAAAAUAUUUUUAGUGAUUCAAAAUUAUUUUAUUAAUUAUAUAUAUAUUUUUCGUUUGCUUUUGCUCUACUCGUGCAUUGAGAUUUUGUACAUAUUAUUUGUAAGAGUAACAUUCAUCUAUGUUUUGUAGACGGACAAAUAUCUCUUUUCAGCUAUAAUGCCAUUAUAACUAAUAAUAAUAUUAACAAUUAUAGCGACAUGUGUAACAACGAUUCUUAAUCAAAUACCUUUAUUGAAAUCGUUAUAUAUUAAAAAAUUUCAUAAAUUAUGUUAUUAAACGUUUCGUAUAGUAUCAUAAUAUAUGAAGAGGUAUUAUAUAAUUCUUAAUUGUAUGGACAAAGGUUUUUUUCGCGAUUACAUAUAAUUUUUUCAUUUAUCUUAUUAGAAAGGUUUAGCAAAGUCGACAAAAAAAUGUAUUGCAACAAAAAAAAUCAAUUUUUAUACUAUCAAAGAUCGGAAAAUUUUUUUAGAUCUAAAUAACUUUCGUCUUGCGUUUAUUGAAUCAUUUAUAUCAUAAAGUGUGAUUAUUUAUAUUUUAUAUUUAGCGAUUUUUGUUUCUGCACAUCAUGAUUAAUCGUCGUUUGAAUUGUCAUAUAUACAUAUAUUAAUGCAAUACAUUAGCGGCAUUUUUCAACUCGUCAUUCGUAACAGUAGCUGUGUAAUAACUUGUCUCCUGAGUUUGCUUAUACAUAUAAUUAACACUAUUAUAAUACAUUUAGAUAUAAUCAAAAGAAAUCCUGGAAAAAAAAACGUUUGUUGAGACGACAGCUUUCAAACAUGUAGUGCAUGUACAGACUAUUGUAUUCUGACGAACAAAAAUAUACAUGAAGUUUCCUUACA
Messenger RNA from Monomorium pharaonis (pharaoh ant), 10952 nucleotides. RefSeq lists its product as uncharacterized. Gene Ontology annotation, molecular function: DNA binding; protein binding; histone methyltransferase activity. NCBI's taxonomy places the organism in Eukaryota, Metazoa, Arthropoda, Insecta, Hymenoptera, Formicidae. Gene Ontology annotation, cellular component: nucleus. The transcript is spliced from 14 exons. Bases 1794 to 8330 code for a protein of 2178 amino acids. The record is from RefSeq and is a predicted model, not a curated record.